ACAGCCGCGGCCCGGCCCGCAGCGGGGAGCGGGCGGCGCGGCCCGGCGCUAGCGCAGCGCGGACACGGAGGCCGCUCGCCAUGGCCGACCCGAGCCACAUCCAAUCGGCCGCCUCCAAGAGCAUCCGGCCGUUCCGCUCCAGCGAGGAGUACCUGGAGGCCAUGAAGGAGGAUCUGGCCGAGUGGUUCAACACCCUCUACGACUUGGACAUCCAAGUGGACACCUUCCUGGAGAGCCUGGAGACCGGCUGCCACCUCUGCCGCCACGCCAACAACGUCAACCGCGCCGCGUCGGACUUCCAGCGGCGCCAGCCCCAGGCGGCCGCCCGCGUGGCCGUGCCCAGGGCAGACGUCACCUUCCAGGCCAAGAACGUGGCUCCCGGCUCCUUCGUGGCCAGGGACAACGUCUCCAACUUCAUCCGCUGGUGCCGCCAGGAGCUGGGCAUCCAGGACGUGCUCAUGUUCGAGACCAACGACCUGGUGCUGAAGAAGAACGAGAAGAACUUUGUCCUCUGCUUGCUGGAGGUGGCCAGGAGGGGCUCCAAGUUUGGCAUGUUGGCACCGAUGCUCAUCCAGAUGGAGGAGGAGAUCGAGGAGGAGAUGAGGGACCAAAGCUACGACACACACCGGGACCCCCAGGGACCCCCCGCCAGGGCCCGGCCCAUCGCCCUCUGCGACCUCAAGAACCUGGAUGAGCUGGUGCGGGAGAUCCUGGGCUGCUGCUCCUGCCCCUCCCAGUUCCCCAUGGUCAAGGUCUCCGAGGGCAAAUACAAAGUGGGGGACUCCAACACGCUCAUCUUCGUCCGAGUGCUCAGGAGCCACGUGAUGGUGCGUGUUGGGGGCGGAUGGGACACACUGGAACAUUACCUGGACAAGCACGACCCCUGCCGCUGCUCCUCCCUCUCUCACCGCCUGCCCCAGCCACGCCCCCCGAGCUUCUCCCCACAAAAGCCAUCCGCAGGCAGCCUCUGUGCCCCGCACCCCUCCAGCAGCCCCAGCGCCCCCCGCCGGCCCCGCGCAGCCGUGCCCACCUCAGCCUGGGACAGCAGCAGGACUGACCGAGGCAACCACCAGCUCAAAGACACUGGCAUCCCUAAACCACCCUCCGGCAGCACUAAACAAGAGGCUUUAAGCCCACGGGGGUCCGCAGCCCCUUGUGGCAGCCCUUCGAGGAGCCCCGCGGGGGGCACCCAAAGGCUCCGUGCCCGCCGCUGUUCGGGCGACAGCGACUCCUCCGCCUCCUCGGCGCAGAGCCUCCCGCCGGGCCCGAGGGACGGGGCCGCCCCCCGCCGCCGCGAGCCCAGCCGCGGGGGCCCGUCGCAGCCCUCCCGCGACGCCGCCGCCUCCCCGGCCGGCCGCACGGCUCCGGACGAACGCGGCCGCUCGCGGGUGCCCAACGGGCCGGGCCGCGCCCCGCCGCGGGCCCGCAGCCACGGCCGGGGCCCCGCGCCGCAGCCGCAGCCGCUGCUGCUCGUCAGCCGGCGGCGGGACGGGCAGCACUCGUGGGCUCGGGCCGAGCCCCGCAGCCGCACGCCCGGCUCCCGGCCGGCCGCCCGCAGCCCCGCGCCCGCCCCGCGCCGCGCCUCGCCGGAGGAGGCCCGCGGGGCCCGGCGGCGCGGGGACGGGCCCCGGAGCGACGGCGGGGCGGCGGAGGCGCUGCGGCGGGAGCUGGAGGAGCUGGAGCGGCGGCUGCGGGCCCCGGCGUGGCUGGAGCCCGGCCAGGAGCAGCGGCUGUUCCGCCGGCUGGAGGAGGAGUUCCUGGCCAACAGCAGGGCGAUGGAGCGGCUGCAGGACGCCGAGCGCCCGGCCGCGCCCCCGCCGCCGCCCCCCGGCGCGGCCGCCGACUCGGCCUAUUGCUCCUCCAGCUCGUCCUCGUCGUCCCUCAGCGUGCUCGGCAAGCACGGCCCGGCCGCGGGCGGCCCCGGGCCCCCGGCGCCCCCCGAGCCGGCCCGCGCGGCCCUGUCCAGCUCGUCCGAGGACAGCGGCGGCUUCCCCCCGGCCUGGGAGCCCCGCGGCGGCCCCGGCUCCGACACCGACGAGCCGCCGGAGGAGCCGCCGCAGGAGCCGCCGCGGGGCUGGGCCAAGCCCCGGCUGGACACUCGGCCGCACGAGAAGCCGUCCAGGAUCCCCGCGCCGCGGGGAGGCCGCGGGGCAGCCCCGCACAGCCCCGGCAGCGGCCCCGAGCCCUGGGGCGCUCUGCACAGCGUCCUCUCGGCGCUGCUGGAGCCCGAGGGGCCGCGGGACGACGCCUGGCCCUGAGCAGCGCCCGGCCCGCCCCAGGGACACGGUGUGAGGGGCUGGGCAGCCCCGACUCCUGCGCUCGGUGACUGCCGGCCCUGGGGGAGCAGCUGCAGGGGGUGGCCGUGGGGUGACGGUGCUGGGGGUGGCUGGGAGCAGGCCUGGGGAGCAGCUGGCUCUCCUGGGCGGGGCUCUGCUUGCUGCUGCUUCUCCUUCUCAUGUUCCUUUCUUCUUGGACUGGAUGACCUCUAAAGGUCCCUUCCAACCCCUACCAAGCCGUGAUUCUUGUCUUCUCCCCUUGGCCACCUUGUCUUGCUCUUAGCAUCUUGUCUUCUUGGCUGCCUUCUCCAUCUUUUCCUCUCCUCUUCCUUUUCUCCUGCUUCUCCUUCUCUCUUCUCUUCUCUUCUCUUCUCUUCUCUUCUCUUCUCUUCUCUUCUCUUCUCUUCUCUUCUCUUCUCUUCUCUUCUCUUCUCUUUCUCUCCUUCUUCUCCUUUCUCUCCUUAUCCUCUCUUUCUUCCCUUCCCUUCCCUUCCCUUCCCUUCCCUUCCCUUCCCUUCCCUUCCCUUCCCUUCCCUUCCCUUCCCUUUUCUCUUCUUCUGUCUCUUCCUUCUGUCUCCUCUUGGGAACAUGCAGCUUCAUUUCAGGUGUGGGGGUCACUUUUCCCCCUCCAGCUCCCCUCCAGCUGCAGCACUGGCCCUGGCCUGUGCCCCUGUCCCUGUGGGGAGGGGGCUGUGCAGAGCCCCCUGCCCCAGCCCCUGCACAUCCUCCCAUGCCAGUAAAGACCAAUGGAGUGGAA
Messenger RNA from Colius striatus (speckled mousebird), 3033 nucleotides. It is a transcript of the gene GAS2L1, whose product is annotated as growth arrest specific 2 like 1. Gene Ontology annotation, molecular function: microtubule binding; actin filament binding; cytoskeletal adaptor activity. Gene Ontology annotation, biological process: actin crosslink formation; microtubule bundle formation; regulation of microtubule polymerization or depolymerization. The record is from RefSeq and is a predicted model, not a curated record. The coding region runs from base 81 to 2258 and encodes 725 amino acids. Gene Ontology annotation, cellular component: actin filament; stress fiber; cytoplasm. NCBI's taxonomy places the organism in Eukaryota, Metazoa, Chordata, Aves, Coliiformes, Coliidae. The transcript has 6 exons.